AUGUAUCAUGCCAUUAAAGAAUGGGGUGGAACUCCUUUUGGCUUUAUUGAUGAUGUGACUAUUACCGUUGAAGGUAAAAUUGAAGAAAAUACCAAAAGCUUAAGCAACAUAUUAGAAAAAUGUUGUAAUUGGGCUAAAUCAAGAAUGACCAAAAUUGAUUUGGGUGACAAAUUGGGUUUUAUUCAUUUUACAAAAAAUGUGAAACCUAAAGAUGAGAAAGUGCAACUUACUUUACCUAAUGGAGAACUUCGUGAACCCCAGAAGGAAGUUAAAUUGCUUGGAAUUACUUUGAACAAUCUGCUUGAUUUUAAAUCUCAUAUUUUGAAUAAAAUCAAUAAAGCAAGAAAAAGCUGUUGGUGCUAUUUGGCAUCUUGGUGGCGUGCAAAAGGUAUGCGAGGGUCUGCAGUCAGAUCACUGUAUAUUGCUUGCGUGAGACCAAUUGUCGAAUAUGGCUUAGAAAUUUGGCAUCACAAAAUUUUGAAAGGAGAAAUCCACAAGUUGGAAGUAAUGCAGAAUAUGGCUUUAAGAAGAAUUGUUGGUGCUUAUCGCACAACUCCUAUUGCGGUACUACAAAAGGAAGCUGGUAUUAUGCCAUAUAGUAUUAGGCUAAAAUUUAUGGUGGCACGAAAAGCUAUUCGUUUACACCUAAAUAUUAGCAAAACUAAUCCUAUUAAUGGUCAUUUGUUAACAUUGAUUGAGAAAUCUCCAAUUGCAAAGCUAACCACGCUUUACAUGUUGGCGAAAGAUGAUAGAGACUAUAUGAUUAAAAUAGAUGAAAAACGAAAAUGCAAGAGGGUUGAACCUCUUACACUGAAACAACAACAAAAUCAGACGAUUGGAAUUUUGAAAAAACAAGCAAUGGAAGAAUGGCAAGAAAUGUAUUGGAACAGCAGUAAGGAUCUGUGGUAUCAUAAUAUCACAGUGGAGUCGAAAUGUACUGAUAAUCUUUCCAAAAUGGUUACGGGAGUGAUCAUGAAGAAAGAUAGUCGAAGGAUCUUGAGUAAUAUUACUCAAUUUCGCACAGGCCAUGGCAACUUUGGCGCAUGGUUUAAAAAAGUUUGGAAUUGA
This is a messenger RNA of Magnusiomyces paraingens, 1068 nucleotides long. RefSeq lists its product as uncharacterized. The record is from RefSeq and is a predicted model, not a curated record. Lineage: Eukaryota; Fungi; Ascomycota; Dipodascomycetes; Dipodascales; Dipodascaceae. The transcript has a single exon. The coding region runs from base 1 to 1068 and encodes 355 amino acids.